AUGAGCUCUGUUGAAUACCACUAUCCUGUGAUCGGCCGCAAGGGCACUGGAGGCAUAUUUGAUCGCCUACCCAUCCAGACGCUGGAGAAAGACCAUCCCUACCAAUUUGCAUUGUUCAUUCUUGCUUUCAAUGCGAUCCAGCAGCGGUCCGAUGCUCCCCACGUCGUCAAAGAGCCUGCAGCUACCUUCAUGGAAAUUGCAUCAAUUCACGGCAAGCCCUUGUGUGACAGGUUAUUGCAAGUAAGUCGACAUACAUCCUCUCGCUCUGUUGAUUUAAAACCUUUCUUCAGCCAUGGUGCCGUUGUUUUUCCUACCUGGCAUCGCUCAUAUGUUAUGCUUAUCGAGCAAUCGAUCGAAAACGUCGCUGAACAAUUGGCCCACGUCAAUGAAGCUGAUACUAACCCGGAUGAAAAUGGAGUAUGGAUCAAAGCUGCCAAAGAAUUGCGUUUUCCAUACUGGGACUGGGCCGGUAAGGAUGUACCAGAGAAUGGCCUUCCUCCUGUUCUGUACGAAGAAAAAGUCGAAAUCAUGGCUACUGGAGGUAAAAAACAAAUUGUCGAUAAUCCGCUCUCAUUUUUCUCGUAUGUCGGCGGAAUCCCAGCCGACUUUAGCGACGAGAAGGAUGACCUGACAGGACAAGUAGCGUAUUUCUCCAAGUGGCGAAGGACAUACCGCUACGCUUAUAGUACCCCGGACCCUGAAGGCACCCACAUAUACUUGUUGCAAAAGAUGUUCAAAGCCGGAGCAAAAAAUCUGAGACUCAGAGUCGCUCAUCUCUUUACGUUCAACGAUGACGAAAAUUCCGCGAUAGCCUGGGACGAGUUUUCUAAUCAUACCGCGGAAUCGAAGAGAGAUACAGACUUCGUCAACCGUGGGUCGCUUGAAGGCGUGCACGACACUGUUCAUUUAUUGCUUAGUCACCCAGACUACGCCGGUUUCGAUCCGAUCUUUUUCCUUCUCCACUCGAAUGUGGACAGACUGUUGGCUCUGUGGGAGUGGUGUUACACCGAAUACUGGAUGGGAAGCGGAUAUGAAGACGAUGGGGGACAAUACCCUUGGACACAGGUGCACGGACCACCCCAACCGUUCCGAACAGAACAAGGAAACUACUGGACCUCUUCUCAGGCCCGAUUUUUGCAUGAACAAAGCUACCCCAAGUAUUAUUCGUUUCCCGAGUUUGAAGGAAUUAAGGUCGAUCAGACUGCCAUGACAUCCCAAGAGCGUGCCUUGGCGCGCAAAAGGAUGCAAGCCUACUACGAUUUUGAUCCGCAGAUCAAGGUGACACAAGUGGCCUCGCAUACUUGGAAGCACUUACCUGUUCCAAACAAGGAAAAUACUGCUGUGCCAAAUGAUCAUACCGUCAUCCCUCACUACCGCACAUUUAUUGUGCAUGUGAAACUUCUGGAGCAUGCAUACAACCACUCCUACUCAUUCCAGCUCUACCACAGAGGGAAUGCUCAUUCGACACAGCUUGUAGGUACUGUCGCGCGUCCAGACCAUUCUCCUUGUAAAGCAAUCAGGGACUUGACCCUCGCUCACAUCAAGGGGGAGUUCGUUGGAAGGCUUGUGGAUGCUGCUGGCUUAGAGCUUGCCGUGGCUGAGGGAGGGCUGCAGGCGACCCAGGUACCACGACACUGUACCACUUCUCGGACAGUCACUCCCGUAGAAAUUUCUCUGGUGUCGGCUGCUGUUGCUGAGCACGUGGAGGACAAAGAUCGUCCUGUUUACCUGUGUGACUGGCAGCACCAUGGCGACAUCUUUAAUGGUGGAUGGUUAGCGACUCACAAGGAUUCGGUGCACUGA
This is a messenger RNA of Suillus discolor, 1803 nucleotides long. RefSeq lists its product as uncharacterized. The record is from RefSeq and is a predicted model, not a curated record. The coding region runs from base 1 to 1803 and encodes 600 amino acids. Gene Ontology annotation, molecular function: oxidoreductase activity. The transcript is spliced from 15 exons. Lineage: Eukaryota; Fungi; Basidiomycota; Agaricomycetes; Boletales; Suillaceae.